Mycena indigotica is the source of this 3576-nucleotide messenger RNA. RefSeq names its product DNA replication helicase. NCBI's taxonomy places the organism in Eukaryota, Fungi, Basidiomycota, Agaricomycetes, Agaricales, Mycenaceae. The record is from RefSeq and is a predicted model, not a curated record. Gene Ontology annotation, biological process: replication fork reversal. Gene Ontology annotation, molecular function: single-stranded DNA helicase activity; 5'-flap endonuclease activity. Gene Ontology annotation, cellular component: cytoplasm. The transcript has 10 exons. The coding region runs from base 1 to 3576 and encodes 1191 amino acids.
AUGCCGACUCCCCAAGAAGAAGAAGAGUUCAUGAAGAGUCUGCUGCUCGACCUUGAACGAGACAGCUCUUUCUGGACUGCCACCCUGACUCCGGACCCCUCGCCAGUGAAACCCACGUCUGCCACCACUUUCACCCUCUCUGCUGCAUCCUCACCGUGUUCGACGCGUCUCCCUCCGACCACCCCCACCAAACCGGCGAAACCCCUUGCACAGACAGUCGCGGUUGAGGACGUGGAUAUGAGUGCCUUGCUCGACGGCGCGGAAGAUUGGGACUGGUCAGAGCCACUGCUUUCUCCCGUAAAGCCGAAACCGAAGGCGAAACGAAAACCGAUAGACACGCCAAUUUAUCUCCCACCGCCAUUUAUACGAUGCGUCGUAGAGUCCGUCGCAGUACCUGAGGUCUCCCGCGGGAAAAUGCAAAAGGACCUGAGCGUUCGUCUCGAUGGACCGGACGUAAAGUAUUGCGUCACGUUGCAAGACGAAUGGGCGCGCACUGACGUUCGUGUUGGCGAUAUUAUUAACAUUGUUGGAUCUUCGCCUCUAUCUACCGCCAUUUCAAUCACAUCUUCCCAAAACUUUCUUAUCCUUCAUCCCGACCUUCUCUUGACGCCAACGACAUUGGCCAAUUCAAUAGAAUGCCGUCGUAAACAAAUGAUAUCCAGUCUCGUGCGCUCUACCUCGGAUACCUCACCAGCACUCGUGUGGGGGAACAUUUUGCAUGAAGUUAUGCAAUCGUGCAUGGCUGUCGAAUACUGGGACGAGCGGUGGAUUGAAGCCAAAGUCGAAGAAAUAAUUCGAGAGCAUAUUUCCGACAUAGCCAAAAUUAAUCUGAGCGUAGAAGACGCACGACGAGAAAUUAAUCUGCGGGCUCGGGGUCUCAAGGCGUUCUCCGAAAAAUAUCUGGCUGAUUCACCCAAACCAGAAGCCAUUCUAACCAAUACACGCAGUGGACCGGCUGAGGUCUCCGCACUCGCUGUCUCUCAGCUACUCGAUAUUGAAGAAGACAUUUGGUCGCCCAUGUGGGGCCUCAAAGGCAAAAUCGACGCGACAGUCCUUGCUAUUAUAUCCGAUUCGGCUGCCGCAAAAACAGUUCUAUCUAGUGGACCCAAACCCUUCGAAAUCAAGACCGGUCGUCCGGUAGCUAGCUUAGAGCAUCGCGCGCAAACGAUGCUGUAUACUUUGCUUACCCAGGAGCGUUACGGAGCAGAAGUAACAUCAGGUUUACUUUUCUACACUCAAAGCGAAGAAGUUGUGAGAGUACCGGCGACGAGAAACGACAUCAAGGGUCUCAUUGGGAUUCGCAAUGAAAUUGCGGGGUACAUGAUGCGCCGAACCAAGGCCAAUGGAUCAAGAUUCACGUCUGAGCCAGAACCUUUUCUGCCACCAACGAUUGAUGACGAACGAAUAUGCAAGCGAUGUUACAACAUCGAUGCGUGUAUGCUGUAUCGCAAGGCGGUAGAGAAUGUUGAAGAUACCCGGUCUCCGAUCUCCGAUAUCUAUCAACUGAAGACCAGUCACAUUACCUCUGAGCAGGCCGAGUUCUUCAAGCAAUGGGAAGCCCUUUUAUCGCUCGAAGAACAGGAUUUAUUGAGGUUUCGAAAGGAACUCUGGACCAUGGGUGCUGCUCAGCGGGAAGCAAAAGGCAGAUGUUUUAGCUCGAUGGCUCUCGACACGACAUUUUCACCACCCAAAUACAUGGCAAAGACGCAUAAGAUCCAUCAGUUCACAUAUCGGUUUGUUCGAAACUCUGAAGCGACAUCCCUCUUGAACAAACAUAUUGGUGUUGGGGAACCCAUCACUGUGUCGGUCGAGCCUAACAUGUAUGCGCUCUCUCGAGGGUUCAUUCUGGAGCUAGAGCCCUUAUCUGUGGUGAUUGGAGUGGACCGCGAGCUUUCGUUGGAUAACAUCAAUAUGCGGCUGGCCCGGUUCCGGCCUUCUGGUGCUUCGAUUGGGAGUCCCGUGUUUCGAAUCGACAAAGACGAAAUGUUCGGUGGGAUGGGACGCAUGCGGGAUAAUCUUGCGCACCUCUUUUAUGUAGACGGAGACCAGCGCCGCCUGGAACUCAUCGUGAACCUCCGGCCGCCUGUGUUCGUCGAUCCAUCAACAGCCAUUCCUGCACAUUUGACAACACAUAUCGACUCUCUGAACUCGAAUCAACAAGACGCUAUCCAUAAGGUCCUCAGGGCCGAGGACUACUCCUUGAUAUUGGGAAUGCCGGGUACCGGCAAGACGACAGUGAUUGCAUCAUUGAUCAAAAUCAUGGUCGGGAUGGGUAAAACGGUCCUGUUGACGUCCUAUACGCAUUCUGCGGUCGAUAAUAUACUCCUAAAGCUGAAGGGAAAGGUUGAUUUUGACAUCUUGCGGCUCGGCAAUGUCGAUAAGGUCCAUCCAGAUGCACGAGAAUUCACUCUGGAAGCGCGACGAACGCCAACUACCGUCGAGCAACUAGAGCACCAGAUUUUGUCUCCGCCUGUUGUAGCAACGACUUGUCUCUCGGUUGACCAUGCCUUGUUUUCGCGUCGGAAGUUUGACUACUGCAUUGUGGACGAGGCAUCGCAAAUCACGCUCCCAACGUGUCUGGGACCGCUUCGCUUCGCGCAAACAUUCGUGCUCGUCGGCGACCACCAUCAACUCCCUCCAUUGGUGCGGAACAAAGACGCUCGCAAAGGUGGUCUGGACGUGUCGCUCUUCCGACGGCUUUCAACUGCCCAUCCUGACGCGGUCGCCGAUAUGUCCCAUCAGUACCGCAUGAACGAGGAUAUCAUGACGCUUUCGAAUCGCUUGAUAUACAACAACAAGCUGCGAUGUGGGUCGGACGAGGUCGCCCGGCAGAGUUUGGUUCUUCCCGAUCGGACCUUCAUGGACGGGCUGCACAAAGGGACUAUGUGUCAUUCAAAGGGAUGCUGGUUGGAUUGCCUUAUGGCCGAGAGCUGUAAAGCAGUUUUUGUCGACACCGAUGCCCUUCCUGCUCGCGACUCGAAAGUGGGCGACUUGGUCCAGAACGAGGUCGAGGCAGCGCUGGUAAGCCAGAUCACAGAGACGCUUCUCCGCAGUGGGGUUUCUGUCGAGCAGAUCGGCAUUCUUUCGCUGUAUCGCCAACAGUUAAAGCUCUUGAACCACCUUCUGCAGCACCGCAAAGGCCUCGAGCUGCUCACUGCCGACCGGAGUCAGGGCCGAGACAAGGACUGCAUUAUUAUCUCGCUGGUGCGGUCGAAUUUGGAUGGCAAUGUCGGCGAUCUAAUCAAGGACUGGCGUCGGAUGAAUGUCUCAUUUACGCGGGCGCGGUCAAAGCUGAUCAUCGUUGGGUCGCGCAAGACGCUACAGGCAGCACCGCUGCUGAAGGACUUUUUCGAGCUGAUGGAUAGCCGUGGGUGGAUAUUGGCGCUGCCGCCGCAAGCGGACACGCUUCAUCCGUGUUUUGCGGGUGUGCCGAGUGGAGGAGAGAAACGCCGGGCGGAGGAGCCGGCCAAGGAGAAUGCCGUGGAGCGGCCGGUGAAGAAGAUCAAGACGAAGGAGGAGGGUAUCUUGCGUGGACGGCCGAUUUUGCGGGACUUGGUGAAUGAGAGCAUCAUGUAG